GGGCUGCUGGCUCUCUGCAAGUACCGCAUAGGCUGGGUUAAGCUUGCAGAAGGCCGCUGGAGCGACUUGGGGGUGGAGCCUAGAGCGCCCGGGAGCGGGUCCGUGCUCUGGAAUAUGUACCUUGAAAAAACAGCAAAAAGUCCAGCAAGUUCCUCAGUUCACCCGCGCCUUUGCAAAGUGACGAGGUGGGCUGCUACUUUGCACGGCUUUGCUGCCACCUGCCAGCCAGCCAGCUCGCUCCAGAGGCUGCAGCGCACCGCAGCAACCGCUUGCAGGCCAAGGCGAGCUGCUUUCUCCAAGGGUCCUCUCCCGGCCUUUCAGGCUCAAAUUAAAAUUGAGCAUUGAAACAGCCUUCCUUGCAAAGUCGAGCAAUUCUUCCUUCAGUUCUCUCUCAAAUUAACCGCUCCGAAAUACGCGAUGCCCAACGAGUCCUCCUUCAGCAAGCCGUCGGCUUCGUCGGAGCAUCAUGCCCAGGGGGCUAAAAUGGGCACUUUUGGGAAAUCUGCCGGGCUAGUAGCCACCGGAGCAGGCGGCAACGCGGGGGCCUUGAACCAGGGCCCUGUUGGUGCCGCCACCACUGCGGGGAAAAAGUCCCCUCGUCUCCCUAAGUGCGCGCGCUGUAGGAACCACGGCUACUCCUCACCCCUGAAAGGGCACAAGCGUUUCUGCAUGUGGAGAGAUUGCCAGUGUAAAAAAUGCAGCUUGAUCGCCGAGAGGCAACGGGUGAUGGCCGCCCAGGUUGCACUGAGAAGGCAACAAGCCCAAGAGGAAGAGCUGGGGAUCAGCCAUCCCAUCCCUUUGCCUAGUGCCACAGAAAUGUACGUUAAGAAAGAGAACAAUGCCAACAGUUCCUGCCUGUUGUUGGAAAGCACCAGCCCUCCACAGUCCACAACCACAGCAACUGUAGUGUCUACCUCAUCCACAGAAGGACGGAUGCUAAUUCAAGACAUUCCUUCCCUGGCCAGCAGAGGGCAUCUAGAGAGCACAUCUGACUUAGUUGUGGACUCCACCUACUACAGCAGUUUAUACCAGCCAUCCCUGUAUCCUUACUACAACAACCUGUACAACUAUUCUCAAUAUCAAAUGGCUGUGGCCACUGAAACUCCCUCUGGUGACAUGGGAAGCCCAUUGGUAGGGUCACCUGUUAAAAGCAGCCUCCGAAGCCUCCCAGCAAGUUAUAUGUCAAGCCAGUCAGGAAACCAAUGGCAGGUGAAAAGUCCAGAAAGUCGGCACAGCUUGAGUUCCCAGUACAGGAUGCAUUCUUACUAUCCCUCCAGCUCUUAUUUGGGACAGAGUGUUGGGGCCCCUGCCUGUGUUCCCCAAAUUUUUACUUUUGAGGAGAAUCCUUCUUACUCUGAAACAAAAGCAAAUGUAUUUUCACCACCCAGCAGUCAAGAUUCUGGCUUGGUUUCACUUUCCAGCAGUUCUCCCAUCAGUAAUGAAAGUACCAAGGCUGUGCUGGAGUGUGAGUCGGCCUCUGACUCCAGCACCUUUCCAGUUCAUUCUGUUAUGGAAGAUGGCGAAUAAGCAGGGAUAAAAAAAAAGUCCUGCUGUUGAUUUCCUUGAAGAAGUGCCUUCAUGUUAAUUUGUGUUUGCCUGUUUUGUGAUGACAGAUGCUGAAAUAACUGUUGAGAAAAUGUUCACUUAUUCCCUUUAUAUUUGUUCUGCACUUUGUGACUUGCAAUCUUAGAUAAGAACAAUGUAGUGUAGAGUGCUGCAAGAGUUUUACCCUUAAGUAUAUUGAAAGAAAAUUAUUGGUAUAAUCUAAUUUUUUUUAAAAAAAUUCCAUUUGACUAGUAAACAGUAUAGAAUGUUUAACACUCUACUGUUUCACACUAUUACUAUAAUAUUAUUUUGUAGAUUAUUUUGUAGAUGAAAUGUAAUCAGAGUUCAGUGUACACAAGGAUACUUAGAUUUGCUCAUAACAGAUUUAUCCAGCACAUAAGGGUUUGAUUAAUUCUUUAACGGUGUUUUAAAGCAAAGUUUCAAAUAUGAUGAAAAUUUGAGGAACAAGUAGCUUCCUGUUGCAAAGUAGAAUUCCUCCUCCUUUUUAAAGAGGUACUAUAAGAGUUAAGACUGAGAUGUAAGGUUGUAUGUUUUAUAGACCCAGGGUUCUUUUUUCUCUUUUCAUGAGAUGUAAAAGUAGAAAAAAGUUUAAGCAAAAAUGGUAUUUUUAAUUUAAAAAAUACCUGUGAUGGAUUCUUCUUGGUGGUUCUGUUUUAAUGCAAGAUACUGUAUUUUGACCAGACAUACCCUCUGUUACUAGCAUAAAAUUAAAAAAACAUUUGUACAAGUUAACCUAUUUGCUACAGUGUUAGCUCCAAGUAAAAAUGGCCUUUUAAAAGUUAUUACAGAUUUUUUCAAUAUUCUGUUAAGAAUGCCUUAGCAUGUACUUUCUCUUAGUUACAGAAACCAACCAGAAAUAAAACUAGUCUUUAAAACAAUUCAUUGUUCUCUAUAGUUGCAGCAGUACUGAAAUAAAAAUGUUAUUGAUGACCAAA
Molecule: messenger RNA, 2501 nt
Organism: Candoia aspera
Lineage: Eukaryota; Metazoa; Chordata; Lepidosauria; Squamata; Candoiidae
Gene: DMRT1
Product: doublesex and mab-3 related transcription factor 1
Exons: 5
Coding region: 418-1527 (369 amino acids)
Biological process (GO): regulation of transcription by RNA polymerase II; sex differentiation; germ cell development
Cellular component (GO): nucleus
Molecular function (GO): DNA-binding transcription factor activity, RNA polymerase II-specific; RNA polymerase II cis-regulatory region sequence-specific DNA binding
Source: RefSeq, a predicted model, not a curated record